Messenger RNA from Besnoitia besnoiti, 1287 nucleotides. Its product is annotated as ankyrin repeat-containing protein. The record is from RefSeq and is a predicted model, not a curated record. The transcript is spliced from 5 exons. Bases 1 to 1287 code for a protein of 428 amino acids. Gene Ontology annotation, molecular function: protein binding. NCBI's taxonomy places the organism in Eukaryota, Apicomplexa, Conoidasida, Eucoccidiorida, Sarcocystidae.
AUGGCAGAUCCGUCUUCUUCGUCACCAUCGUUUUCCUCUUCGUCUUUUCCAGAGGGGUCGCCUCAGGAACAGACAGACGCGGACAGCUGGAUGCCUGCAGACGGCCAAUGGGCGGCGUUCGGGGAACGGUUCAGAGACGGAGGUCAACCAAAGAAGAAGCAGAGCGGCUCCGACCGGCGGCGCGCAGAGAGGCGCGCGGAACACAGGGCUGCCAAGCUUCUUGCAGAAGCAAAGGAAAACCGAGAAGAGGAUUCGUUGAUCCCUUCAGAGGGGGAGGGUGGAGACGCCGCGGAAAAACGAAAAGAUGGCAAGGAGAGGUCAGGACGAGAAGGCCAGAAAGCCAAGACCGAUGAAGUAGACAGAGAGGAGCAGGAAAUGCUGAAGCUGAGCCGCGAGGGCGACCUCGCGGGCCUCAAGCGAAUGCUCGGCGUGGAUAGUCAGACACCCCACCAAGGCUUCAAAUGCGCCUCAGACAAAGUCUUUCUCCUCAACUGCAAAGACAGCCUUCAACGGACCCCACUCCAUCUCGCCGCUUUCGAAGGCCACGCGCCAGCGGUGAGACUCCUUCUGCGAUGCGGCGCGAGCGCGAAGACGACCGCCCAAGACGGAUUGACGCCUCUCCACUUCGCCGCACAAAAAGGCCACACCGAAAUUCUCGAGAUCCUGCUGCGUGGCGGAGCAAACGUGAAUGCUCUAGUGAAUCGGGGGCGCCGAUCGGCGCUUCACUUUGCCUGCAAACGUGGGCAUCUGAAAGCCGCGCUCGUCCUCGUUCAAUACGGGGGGGAUUUAGAGCUGAAGAACGCGCAGGGCGACACGCCGCUGGCUGGCUUGAGUGAGGAGAUCCAGGACCUGCUGCGCCAAGGUGCAGCGACGGCAGUUAGGCGGGGAACGGUAUCGAGCAACCAGAAGAAACGAAAGGCGCGAGAGCGCGAGGAGGCGGAAAAAGAAGGCCACAGUGAGGAAGGGAUGAAGGACGAGGUCGCCCCUCAGGGAGAAGCUGAGCGGUCCGCGAGUUGUGAGAAAAACCGGACGAGCGAGGCAAGAGUGAUUGGACCGAUGUCAAAGCAGCAGGGGGAAGGGCAAAGGAGCGACGGAGACAGCGCGAGUUCUUCCCCGGCACGCUCCCGUGCAGACGGGGGCGAUGAGACCGCCGUGAGAAAGCGGAGCAGGGAAGGAUAUGACGAGAGAGAGAGCAAAAGGGAGAGGACGUCUGCAGGAGCGGAAGCUCCAAAGCGCGCACGAGCGCCAAUCAUCUGUGCAGCCCAAGAUGACGGAGAUGAAGGUUGA